This is a messenger RNA of Megalobrama amblycephala (Wuchang bream), 4397 nucleotides long. It is a transcript of the gene wnt9b, whose product is annotated as wingless-type MMTV integration site family, member 9B. Gene Ontology annotation, biological process: neuron differentiation; canonical Wnt signaling pathway; multicellular organism development. The record is from RefSeq and is a predicted model, not a curated record. Gene Ontology annotation, cellular component: extracellular region. Lineage: Eukaryota; Metazoa; Chordata; Actinopteri; Cypriniformes; Xenocyprididae. The transcript has 4 exons. The coding region runs from base 839 to 1915 and encodes 358 amino acids. Gene Ontology annotation, molecular function: frizzled binding; cytokine activity.
CCUCAUAAGGGAAAUGCGGAGCCCAGUCGGUCAGUCACUGAUGGAGGCGAGAGGAACUGAGAUGAAAGAUCAGUCAUGAUUAGCUCAUUAUAUCUUGUGCUUAGUGAUGACAACGGCAUCAAAGAUGCCAGUGCGUUAAUGAUGCUGAGGAAAUGAGAAUGGAGCCACAGUUUGUAAACAAGGUGUCGGAAUUAAACAAGAGUAAACAGACACUCAUUAUUCCUCUCAGAACACUUAUGUUUAACCUCUUUAAAAGAAUUGUAUUUAUAACAAGUGAUGAUGACACACACACACACACACACACACACACACACACAAAAAAAGUCUAAAUUAUUCAAUGUUGUAUUUGUUUGGCAUCAGUAUGAGAUAUCAAGACACACAAAAAGUCUCUUCACUCCUUAAUUUCCUCUUUAUUUAUUUUCAUUUGGAUUACAAAAGCAGAAAUUAAAGUAUUAUACAGUAUGUGAAGAUAAUUAUUGAAACAGUACUUUAUUAGUUUAUAUCGCCUAAUCGAUUUGUGGUGUUGGAUAAUUACAUAAUUGUCCAUCCAUGUGCUCCAUAAUCAGAAGGGCAGCCCUUAAGUAAACGCGAACCAUUCAGCAGGUACGCGCACCUGCUAAUCUGUAGGGAAAUAAGAGUCAUUUCCUUGGAUGGCAAAAGGCGGAGUAUAUGACUGAUGAUCCAGUAAGUUCAGCGCUCAUGCCUCACCCCUCUCGGGACCGCGCCUCCCCAAGGGCUGAAAUGAGUUUCUGCCCCUUUAAGAAGUUGCUCUGUCCAGCACAGCUGGGAUUUCAACAAGGACAGAUAGCGCAAUGAAGAGCAGCGUCGACCCGUCAUCAUGUGCACCGGGCUUCCAAGGACUGCCUGUCCGCUGCGACUUAUUGCCCUCUGCAUCCUUCUCUCCCACGCAGCAGCCUAUUUCGGGCUUACAGGUCGCGAGCCCUUGGUUUUUCUGCCCGGUCCAUUUGCCAACGAGCCUCCAAACGGUAAAGCGCACCUGAAGCAAUGCGAGCAGAUGACUUUGACGCGCCGGCAAAAGCGAUUGUGUCGGCGGGAACCGGGGUUGGCGGAGACUCUGAGGGAAUCUGUCCGCCUCAGCCUCCUCGAAUGCCGCUAUCAGUUCCGCAACGAGCGCUGGAACUGUAGUAUGGAUGGCCGUGGAAGCCUUUUAAAACGAGGUUUUAAAGAGACAGCCUUCCUGCUUGCGGUGUCAUCAGCGGCCUUGUCUCAUGCGCUGGCCAAAGCGUGCAGCUCAGGACGCAUGGAGCGCUGUACCUGUGACGAUUCUCCUGGUCUGCAGCACCGCGAGGCCUGGCAGUGGGGCGUAUGUGGGGACAAUCUGAAAUACAGCACCAAGUUUCUCAAGAAGUUCUUGGGGCAAAAACGGGUCAGCAAGGACCUGCGUGCCCAGAUCGACGCUCACAACAUUAACGUCGGCAUCCGGGCGGUGAAGAGUGGACUUAAGACUACUUGUAAGUGUCACGGCGUCUCUGGUUCGUGUGCUGUGAGGACGUGCUGGAAGCAGCUCUCCCCGUUUCAAGACACAGGCCAUCUGCUGAAGUACCGCUAUGACACGGCCGUUCGAGUGCACAGCGUCACCAACUCCGCCACGGGGGAGACGGAGCUGGCGAGCGCUCGUCGACAUAGCAACACGAUUCCCCGUCCACGGCCCACUGAGCUGGUGUUUCUGGAGGAGUCGCCCAGCUUCUGCAGGCCAUCACGAUACUCGCCCGGGACGGCCGGCAGACCGUGCUCCAAGGACACCAGCUGCAGCAGCCUUUGCUGUGGACGAGGCUACAACACGGCCCUCCGCCUCACCACCCUCUCCUGCAACUGCCAGGUCCGUUGGUGCUGUCACGUCGAGUGUCAAACCUGCCUCCGAGAAGAGGAGGUCUACACUUGCAAGAAACAUUGAUAGAUCAUGCAAGAAGGAGACUGAGAGGAAGAAGCAGAAAGUGAGAAAGGUUGUGGAUGCGUCUAGUAGUCAACUAAUGAGAGAUUUGGAAAGGUUUGGAUGUUGUGAUCCAGGUUGUGCUAAGAGAAAAGAUUUUGAGGAUGAUCUGCCAGUCUUACCUGAUUCAGAAUGGCUUAGAUGAGAUGGCGAAAUAGCUGAGCGUCACUUUCUCAAACUCUGGGCUCCCACAUGGAGUUCCUAACUCUGAGGAACAUUUUCAUGUAAUCUAACCAAUCAGCACCUGAACAAGAGUAUAGAAGCUGCUGCUUACCCCUGUCCUACAACAAUUCUUCCUCCAACUUCUUGGUCGGUUACCAAUAAAACCGGUCAAGAGAUUCCUAGGGGGGUAUUUAGGGCUCGGGUCGGUCUUGAAUCCUCCAUGGACAGCAAGCCAAAUAUGUAUGCUUUCUCUUCAUUAAAGAUUACAUGAACAUGUGAACUCGUGAGACCUGGACAUUGGCCCCAGAGCGUUUGUGAGAUGCUUGACUAGAAUAAAAUGGCUCUUCUGCUGUUAAGGAAACAAAAUAGGACUUUCCAUGUGUUUCCCAGCUUCUCGCAAGAAGUGGAGGUUUGAAUUGAACCAGACUACUCUUUUCUUCUGCAGUGAUAAACCAACCUCUCGGGGAAGGCUGCCUUUUGAACAGUCUGUGUUGCACGCACACUAAUGCCAAUGGACUAGUGAUCUGCAACAUUUAGAUAUACUCAAACUAAUAAGUGAGAUGGCUCACUUACAAUUCUGACUGCUUGUCUCUUUUUACCUGCCUAUACUGUAUAUCUCUCUAUUGCUCUGAGAGUCCACAUAUGGCUUCAAAAUAUACUGAAAGUAUGAAGCACUUACGAAUGCAUUUAUUUGUGAAUAUUAUUUUAGUCUUUUAUUUGUAAGAACAAAACUUUGUGUCUGUUAUGGUUGUUGUGUUGUCAUGCUUAACAUAGAUAUAUAUUACAAAUGGGUGGGUGGGUUAUGCUGAUAAACUGGAAAUCUACUGGGACACAGUCUGCUUUUAUAGACUUUUAAUGAAUGUUAGAGCUAAAGUUAUAUAAUCAAAAAUGUUAUGUUAUCUUGAAUGGCCAUUAAAUGGCUGUAUCUGGUAAUAGAUAGGAAUGUAUUUAUUGCAAUUAGACAAAACCGAUCAACUGCUGCACCAAUUUCAAGUAAACUUGCUGGUGAAUUCCAGACUGCAUUUAUGCAAUUACACUUUUUUAGUGUAAUUUGCCACAUUUCUGCAUGAUAUGCUGCUUCUCUAUGCAGAAGUAUGUCAAAAACACAAGCAUUAGAGAUCGACCAGAACAAUGUGUGUCAUUACAGCAUGACCCAAACAUAACCUCUCCCUACAGCUGCAUACAGUGUGUGCAAACAUCUGGGCUUCUGAGUGUGUUGUCUUCGCUAUCCCAUCAAGGGCAAUGAGAGUGAAUAUGUCCCAUCCAGAACAAAGGAAAACAUCUCCUUCCCUAGUAAGCAAAGCUCUCUGCCCUAUAAAGUCUGGAAGCCCUUUCAUGUGUGUGAAGCCUUUGAUAAAAGUCCAUUCCAGUCCCUUAUUAGCCCAUUACCAAUCAGAGAAAAUAACAGUGCUUUUUUUCCAGGAUGUGCCAGAGUUGAAAGUUUGCCUUUGUUACAGAGAUUUUUAAAUUCAACAACAACAAAACAACAAAAAAAUACCAUUCUUUUUUCAGAGUUUCUUUUUGUUAUUGUUUUGUAGAUACAAAAAACAUGUUUUUUUGCACAAAUUGCAAAUUAUAUUGUAAAAGAGACCAAAUAUGAGAGGAAAUGUUAAAAAAAAAACAGUUGUAUUGGUGCACUGCACAUAAAGGCACAUUUCAACCUUCAGACACAAAGUAUUACUCAAAAAUAUUUUCUGUUAAAACAUCGCAUGCAUUUCUUCACUUAACAAUAGAAAUUUGAACUGAAAGUAUGAGAAUGUGAGCGUGAGCGUGUACGUGCCUACUUGUAUGUACGUGUGUGUGUGUGUGUGUGCAUGGUGUUUCUGGGAAGGGAGAAAACUGCAGUAAAAUUGGCCACAUCAAUCAAGUGCAAGAAAGUCCAAGCAUUCAGUGACGUGCCAUUCAGCUGAAGCGAAAACGUUCGCUGUAAAAGGGUUUCACUCUGACUAGUUUAUAUGCAUAUAGUAUGAAAGCUUUCACCUGUAAUCAAUUCAUUUUCUAUAAAAGAGACUAAAGAAAGAGAGUUCUCACACUGAGUCAACACAUGCAAAUACCUGAAACCCCAACUGUGGCUUUGAAAAUCCAAAUGAGAUUGUACCCUUCUGAGUGUAUGUGCAUGUGAGUGUAUUAUGCCUGUGUUUCUCUGCUGCAAUUGCUGAAAUGGUAACAUUUGUAGCAUAGACAUCCAUAAUGAAACCUCUGUCAACCUGCAGGUUAUGGAGUCUAUGUGUUUGUUUGUGUUGUCAUAGCUUUAACAGUGUACUGUUUCACUUUGUGAUUUCAC